AUUUGAUAUGAAUUGGUGGUUCCGGCUUAUGAUUUUCAUAUACCAAUAAUUAUUUCAUGUUGAUUAAACAAAGUUUACUUGUCGUUUGACCACACAUUUAAAGAUAUUUCUUAGUCAUGUCAUUUUGUUCAAGGAGAUUUUUUCUACGAUUUCAAAUUAAUCAAAUUUCUAAACUCAACUUCAGUAAUGUAUCAGGAGGACCAAGUCAACGUAUAGAACUACCUAAACGUAAAAAAAUAUUUUUUGGGAAGGAUGGUCCAAUUACUUGGAAAACUUUUGGAAUAACUGGUGUUUUAGGUGUUGGUAUGGUUACAUACUUGUUGUACCUUAAAGAAGAACAAGAAGAGAAGCAAAGGAAAGAGAGGAAACGACAGUUAGGUAAAGCAAAAAUUGGAGGUCCAUUUGAGUUAAUUGAUGGAUCCAAUAAUAUUGUAAAAAGUGAACAAUUUUUGGGAAAAUGGAUGCUAAUUUACUUUGGAUUCAGUCAUUGUCCUGAUAUCUGUCCAGACGAAUUAGAAAAAAUGGCAUUAGUUAUUGAUAAUCUUGAAAAAAAUGAAAUUAAUACUGGUAUUCAAGGUAUUUUCAUCACAGUAGAUCCAGAUAGAGAUACUCCUAAAGUAGUAGAGAAAUAUAUUAAAGAAUUUUCUCCAAAAUUUAUUGGUUUAAGUGGUACUUCUGAUCAGAUCCAGCAAGUUUGCAAAAAAUAUAGAGUGUAUUACAGUCCUGGAAAGAAAGACGUUGAUAAUGAUUAUAUUGUAGACCAUACAAUCAUUAUGUACUUGGUUAAUCCUGAGGGUGAAUUUAUUGAUUACUUUGGACAAAAUAAAACUGCUGAUGAAAUUGUAGAACACAUUUUGUUACAUAUGUUUAAAUUCAAACAAGAAAAAAGCUCAAUGUUGAGUAAUACUAUUGAUAAAAUUACUACACUGAGAGGGCAGAAAAUCGUGACAUCUUAAAUGUUUAUUCGUAUAAAACAAACCAUAAAUGUUGGUUUAGUUUAAUAUCAGUUUUUGUUAUAAAUUAAUUUUAAUAUAUUAUUAUGCUCUACUAUUUUUUUUAA
Molecule: messenger RNA, 1060 nt
Organism: Sipha flava (yellow sugarcane aphid)
Lineage: Eukaryota; Metazoa; Arthropoda; Insecta; Hemiptera; Aphididae
Gene: Scox
Product: protein SCO1 homolog, mitochondrial
Exons: 5
Coding region: 117-956 (279 amino acids)
Biological process (GO): mitochondrial respiratory chain complex IV assembly
Source: RefSeq, a predicted model, not a curated record